Messenger RNA from Dracunculus medinensis (Guinea worm), 1503 nucleotides. The record is from the annotation of a GenBank genome assembly. NCBI's taxonomy places the organism in Eukaryota, Metazoa, Nematoda, Chromadorea, Rhabditida, Dracunculidae.
AUGUUGGUAGAGAAAUUGCACAUUGAAAAUUCACGAACUUUAAUUGAUUUAGCGAAAUAUAUCGCCGAUAUGUUUUGUCUUCUCCUUUUUUGUUCAUUUCCUAUGGUCAAUUGUAGCAGCGCGGAAAUUAAUCGUCAUCUUGAAAUGGGCAAAGAAUUUUUGUCAAAAGGAUUAUUAGCUGAUGCAUUAACUCAUUAUCAUGCGGCUAUUGAGCUUGAACCGGACAAUUACAAAACGUUAUAUUUGAGAGCAACAGUCUAUCUUGGAAUGGGAAAGUCGAAAGCUGCAGUACCAGAUCUUAAUGCUGUUCUCCAGUUAAAACCAGAUUUUAUUGCGGCUCGUAUUGAACGUGGUAAUGUUCUGUUGAAACAAGGAGAUUUAAGAGGAGCUGAACGGGAUUUCAAGGAAGCAUUAAUUCAUGAUGAGAGCAGUCGGGAACUAGAAUCGAAAUUGGCUGUUGUUUCAGAGGUUAAACAUCAUAUGGAAAAAGCAAAUGAUCUUUUUGUAAAUAAUGAUUGUAUAAAUGCAGAAAAAUAUUAUACAAGUAGUAUCGAGGUAUGCCAAUGGAACGCUGCAUUAUAUGAAAGAAGAGCUAAAUGUUAUGUUAAAAGUGGUAAUAUUAUGAAAGCGAUAAGUGAUUACAAGAUCGUUUCAAAACUUUCGCCUACUGAAACUGAUCCUUAUUUUACUCUUUCAAAAUUGUAUUAUGAUAUUGGUGAUGCUGAAGAAUCUCUAUCGCAAAUCCGUGGAUGUCUGAAAUUAAAUCCUGAUGAUGAAGCAUGUUUUUCUCAUUAUAAAAAGGUGAAAAAAUUGGUGAAAAUGCGCGAAGUCCUUAACGAAAAGGUACAAGCCAGUGAGUGGAUGGAAUGUCUGCAACAAGCUGAAAAAAUCUUACGCUUUGAGAAAAAAGUUCCGAAUGUGCAGCUGGAUGUAUUUAGACAAACUUGCAAGUGCAACUUGCAUGCUGGUCAUGCUAUGGAAGCAAUCACUGAUUGUACAGAAGUAUUAAAGAAUGGUAAUCCAAAUGAUCUACAUGCUCUUUGUGAUAGAGCUGAAGCGUAUUUGCUGAAUGAGCAAUAUGAUGAAGCAAUCGAAGACUAUCGUUCUGCUGUAAAUGCGCAUGAAGAUUCGAGAAGAGCGAGAGAGGGUUUAAACAAAGCUCAAAAAAUGAAGAAACAAGCUGGCAAAAAAGAUUACUAUAAAAUUCUCCGAGUUAAGAGGAAUGCCAAUAAACAAACAAUAUUGAAAGCCUAUAGGAAAUUAGCUAGUCAGUAUCAUCCAGAUAAUUUUCCCGAUGAAAAAGAAAAGAAACAAGCAGAAGCCAAAUUUCUCGACAUUGCGGCCGCUAAAGAGGUGUUAACCGAUCCAGAAAAACGAGCAAAAUUCGACCAAGGUGAGGAUCCACUGGAUCCAGAACAGCAGCAAGGUGGCUUCCAGCAUCCAUUCUAUGGAGGUUUUCCUUUUGGUGGUGAAGGUUUUUCUUUCAAAUUCCACUUUGGUUAA